This is a messenger RNA of Pangasianodon hypophthalmus (striped catfish), 3808 nucleotides long. RefSeq names its product formin-H. The transcript is spliced from 17 exons. Lineage: Eukaryota; Metazoa; Chordata; Actinopteri; Siluriformes; Pangasiidae. The record is from RefSeq and is a predicted model, not a curated record. Bases 140 to 2503 code for a protein of 787 amino acids.
GAGUGAAUUCACAGCUUGCUUCCUCUACAGUUAAGGACGUUGCUAAAGAAGGCUAAACUAGUCAACCUGUCGGGUGCUUAAAAGCACAUCUAUCUUUUUUUAUUCGUGUCAUCGCUUGUAGUGACUUUCAUCCCAGAGCAUGAAUAGCAUAAAGAUGCAGGAUGUCCCUCAGCUUAGUAAUGAGAUGCAGCUGAAAAUUAUGCACAUGGUGAAGAGUGGAGAGCUGAGCAUCGAUGAUGCUCUGGACCAGGCCAGAAGAGACAAACUGCAGCUGCUCCAGAGGAACUUUGAUUUAGAGGAAAAACAAGCCUCGCAGUACAACUUCAGUGUGCACAAAUUUAAUUCUUACAGAUGGCAAAAAAGGGUACUCCAGAUCGAUUUCAGCACAAAGAUGGUUUGCAGUAUUGAGAAAGGCAUUGUGAAGAGACAGUUUCUUUUUGAGGAAAUAAAAAACUGCCAUGAUGCUGCAGGGACCAGGUUCACAGUGUUGUUCAAGGACCACCAUGAAUACGAGCUGGAGGCUAUGUCUCCACAGGACAAGCAAAAAAUGCUGGAACUAGUAAAUCAGAUUAUCUACAGGAAUAUCCAACCUCCAGAUGUUUAUGAGAAGCCUGAAGAGCCACCAGCGUCCCAGAAAAGGCUUCAUGAGGGCCAGCUGCUUCUGCAGCGAGGAGGGCUAGCAUCGUUCAAAUGGAAGAAGUAUGAGGCACAUCUUUAUACAGGACACCUGACCCUGCUCUCGACAGGGCAUUGCCAGUAUGAGGAUGAGGCAGAUGUCCCCAUGUCCUCCAACCUGCCAAUCAUCAUUCACUUCUCCGAUGGCAAUGCCAGUGUAGAGAGCAACUGCACCUGUGACUCUCUGUUUAUGCUUCUCACUAACAAUAAUGAGUACCAUUUCCGGAUUCCAGUAGAUGGACAGAUGAGUACAGAGGUCAUUAGGAGUGAAAGGGAUGCCUGGGUUAAAGCUAUUAACAAGUUAUGCAUGGACUGGAAACAUAAAUCUCAGUCUGAGCAUGUGUAUGAAGAACUCACAGAAUCUUCCAAGAUUGCAGAAACCAGUAAAGAGUGUCAGUCUGAAGGGGAGAGAGAAAGAGAGACUGACAGGAUGCAGAACAAUCAGGAGUCUGUUUUAGUGCCACCGCUGCCAAGACCUCGUUUAUACGCUGCAAAAAGUGUCCCUCUUCUAUUGCCGGAGCCAGUGCUCGAACCGGUGUGCCUUCCUGCCCUGGGGCCAGAGCAGGUGCCUGAGUUAAAGCUACCAUCCACAUCAGUGAAAAAUCCAGAGGCAGAGCCAGUACCACAACUUGCAACCGUGACACUACCAGUGCCUACUUCAGCCUCGACUCCUGCUCCUCCCAUGCCACCUCCCCUGCCCAAGAAGAGCAAGCCAAAAACACUGACAGAGAGAACCAAGGCCUUUCACUGGGAUGUCAUUGUGCAAGACAAGAUUGCGAAGUCAUUGUGGGCGCGGGGAAGUCCUCGAGAAAUUGAAAUCGACACAUCACGUCUGUAUGAGCAAUUUGGAGUCAAAGACUUGGGGCACUUUUCUAGCGCAGAGUCCAGUAAUCAUGCUGAAAUCCUGCUGAAUGCGAAAAUCGCACACAACUUCAAUAUUUUCCUCAAAAGUUUUCCAGUGCAGCCUAAAGAGCUCAAGGACAAAUUGUUCAUUGUUGAUGAGCGGGAAGGCGGCCUCUCUGAUGAACACAUUGCUUCUCUCAGGAGGUAUGUGCCCACUCCAGAUGAUAUAGAGAUGUACAAGUCCUAUAAAGGAGAUGUGAGUGAACUGCACAUGGUUGAUCAAUACAUGAUGGCGUUGUGCAACAUCCCUUACCUGAGCACUCGACUGGACCUUCUGCUAACUCUCAGAGAACUGCCCAUCAGCAUUGAAGACCUGACACCGCUGAUUAACCAGAAGAUUGUCAUGUGUCGUCAGCUGUGGGGCUGCGAAUCGUUCGUGUCCGUGCUUGAGUACCUGCUGACCAUCGGCAAUUACCUCAACCAGCAUGCAGGCAAAGAAAAGGCCAAGGGAUUCCGUCUCUCAUCCUUAACGAAGCUCUCGCAAUUGCGUGGGAAUGAGAAGAAGUUCACCUUGCUGCAUGCCCUUGUGGAGCAGAUCAUGUUGCAUGAGCCCCGUUUGGCCACGUUUUUCCAGGAGUUGACGGAAUUUGAGACAGUCCCUGGGGCAUCAAUUAAAGGCCUUACAGCUGAGGUGGAUGUUGUGAAGAAUGAGCUACAGAAGGUCAUUCAGUACAGGAAAACAUACAAGUGGAAAAACUUAGGCACCCAGCACUCCAAAUUCUCGAAAGACUUAAAGAUGGCCAUCGAGAAGUAUGAGGCUGAUCUCAGCCAGCUGACGAAGAGGUGCACUGAGAUGAGGAAACUCUACGCUGACAUAUUGGUGAAAUUUGGAGAGCCCUUGGAUCAGGAUUCUCAAGAAGUGUUUGGCUGGGUUUGCCAGUUUAUCAACGAAUUCAAAAGGGUCCAGGCAGAGUUCACAUGUUGAGACUUGCCACCACCGGUGUGUCUGUUGGUGUGUGUGUGUGUGUGUGUGUGUGUGUGUGUGUGUGUGUGUGUGUGUGUGUGAAUGAGUGUGUGCUUUUGUGUAUGACUAAGAAGCCUGACCUGGCCUCUCAAGCAUAUCAGAGAAGGCGUGUCGAUCCAAAGACCAUUUGAAUGUCACUCUAAACUGAAGAGCAAGGUUUUCGGUGAGCAUCCUAAUCCAAGGGUUUAGUGAAGGAUUUGCUGGAUCUAUCGUCGAUCCGGUGUUUACUUUGAUUAAAAGUCUUGGGCAGAUUUACUGAAAGCUGAAAGCAGCUCUCUCAUUCCAGUCCAUAACAAAGAGCACUGCUGGAUGCACUGCUAGCUCAGGAGAAACUGCUCGGUUGGAAGCUGAUAUAGAUCAGCUGUUACUUUUUUGGAGAGCUCUUUCAAUGGAAGUUACUGGGCUGGAGAUGACUAACGGGGGCUGCCAAGCUACCAGCGGGCAAACAGCUGCCCAAGAAGGAGGGAGGGCAGCAGUGGCCAGAGCCAGCUGAACCCCAUACACACGUUUCUCCAGACACUCCAACAUGAAAACUUCACUGGACUGCUAUUGUUCCUCCCCUUCAUUUAAAUUAGCUUUGCAGAUAAGCCAUGCUUUAGAUUGAUUUUUUCUCUGUGACUUGAGGGAGCACGGGGCUCUAUGUGUCUUACAUUUUAAGCAGCUGUCAAGAGGCAGACAGAUGUGUCCUUGAUUUUAAAAAGCUAAAUAUUUUGGGAUAAUGGAAGUCUAGGCAGCUCAUUGCCCACAUGUGCCACACAGGAGUAUUUCAAAUAAAUCGAUUGCCAUUGAAAACAUAAGCACUGCAGCAUACAUGGGAACAGGUCAGAGAUAAUAAAAAAGAUGUGUUUGGUAAAUCAAAGUGAGAAAGGAAACCUAGAAAAGUUUGAUUUUAGGCAAUGUGCACAGUACAGUGAAACAAUAAAACUGAACUGAUUAAAUUGAUAUAAUGUUUUUAUUGCAUAUGUCUCUGGGAUGUCAGCAGGCCCUGGAGGAGUUUUAUAAUACUCAAAUCAUCAUCUCUGUCUGGCAGACAAAAAUCCCUCCUUUCUGCACUGUAGAUGUGCAAGCUGUAAUGUCACAAUAACACGGCAGAAAGUGAAACUUGAAAUGAUCCAAUAAGCAAUGGAAUUUUGGGCAAUUUAACUAGGGUGUAUCUGAACCCAGACUCUGAGAACAGAGGAGAGGAUAUGGAGAAAAGGUUAGCACUACUUGUCUUGUCCGUAGACACCUCAAAAAAACCAAGAAACAUAAUACAGACAUAUUUGA